Ruditapes philippinarum (Manila clam) is the source of this 609-nucleotide messenger RNA. Its product is annotated as big defensin-like. The transcript is spliced from 3 exons. NCBI's taxonomy places the organism in Eukaryota, Metazoa, Mollusca, Bivalvia, Venerida, Veneridae. Bases 177 to 536 code for a protein of 119 amino acids. The record is from RefSeq and is a predicted model, not a curated record.
AAACAAACUAAAUAGGGAAAUUUCAAUGUCAUUUCUUAUCUCCAUCUGUUAUUAUACAUGCUUUUUUAAUCAAAUGAAAUAUAUAUAAUGACAAGGCUUGAUUAAAAGUUGUCAUAUGAUAGGUAGCAAAGAUACAUCGAACAACGAAACUUAACUUAUAUUGAAGAAACGACAACAUGGCGAAAAGUUUAAUAUAUUGCAUCUUUUACAUUGUCCUUUUAACGGGGACAACUCCAGCAUUAUGUUUGAACAAGCUGGAGCAAGAAAAAGAAACCAACAAUCAGAAACGAUUUGCUGUCGCUGCUAUUCCAGUGUACGCCGGUGCAGCCGUUUCACCGUGGGUAUGGGCAGCGCUUAUUGUAGCUUACGGUGCAGCAGAACUCUACAAAUAUUCCGUUACUAGGACAUCAAGCGACAGUCACAGUUGUGAUGGCAAUAAUGGAUGGUGUAGAGAUACUUGUGAAAAUCAUGAGUACAUCGACGACCGCCAUACACCCGUCUGUGGUAAUUACUAUUGCUGCAAAUCUAGGAUCUAAUUUAAUUUAGUUGCUGUUGUAUUUUUUUAAGUCGAGUGUUUUGGAAUUUCAGAGAAUAAAAGAUGUAGAGAUA